UUUAAGCAGAGUUUCAGCCACAAUUCAAGGGGAUUCGAGUUUUUGAGAGAGAGAUCAGUUCCUAGAGAGAGAAAGUGACGAGCAAGAGUUCCCAAGUGCCCUAGAUUGAUCUUCAACACCAUUGGAGGCCAGUUUGAGCUUGGAGAAGUGCCAAUCAACGUCCAGAAGCAGGAAUCCAUCCUUCGCAGUAUGAAUUCCGUGUCUGAUUCUGCUUUUGCUUUCUUCUCCUUGGAGUAGUUCUCCCAUUCAUCUGGGUAUGGAGAACCCUAGAUUUGUAUGUUAGGUUUGAUUGUAUGAACCCAAGUACUGAUUCUAUGAUUGAUUAUAUUCGAUUGAGGUUUUAAUGAUUGAAUGACUUGAAUCCUGAUCAAAUUCCUGUUGUUUCUGCUUUAACCUAAAAUGAGAAUAUCUGCCUAGGUUAAUAGAGUAUCCUUGAUUGAAGGUAGGGAGUUGGUGACUUUACUCGAGGAACCAACUCACUAUUCUGUACCGGAUUUACUCCGGUAGUGGAGGUUUUGUUCUUAGGGCCUCAAUCUGUUUACUCCGGUGGAGGUUAGUCGCCCGCUAGAGACUCAGAUUGAGAGGGUCUGAAGACCUUUAGUCGAGACUUCAGGCUGUUUAAGAACCUUCCGCAGUAUAACUAUCAUAGAAACUGAACUUGGUAAUUACAAUCCGGCUUAACUGCAGUCUAGGGGGAACCAUAUCCGGGUGACCUCUUAACCUGAAUACAACCGUUUGUUUGCUUUGUUAGUUUGUUAGUUUAGACUUGCAUUCCAGUUUCAUUGCUAGAUAACAUGAAUUCACUGAGUAGUCAUCAUAUCUAGGACCCGGGUUGAUAAUUAAACCCAAACCCGCUAUACUACGCUUUAGGAAGUGGUUUCACUUGGCCAAUUCCUGAAGUGACAGUAGAGUCGAGUCAAUUAGUCUGGGAUUCCUUGCGUGCCAAGCAGCCAGAGGUACCGUGGUUUAAGCUCGUCUGGAAUAGGUUAUGUCCUCCUCGCUAUAGCUUCAUUGCUUGGCUUAUUAUAAGAAAUGCAAUAGUGACGAGGGACAAACUUCUGAGCUGGAGGAAGAUAACUAUUGCCUCUUGCCCAUUGUGCACUUUCCCGAUGGAAACGAGAGAGCACCUGUUUAUGCAUUGCUCUUUUGCUCAUCUGCUUGUCUUGAAUUUGCACUGUCGAUUGUUUGAAGCAGGAGGUUGGGACGCAAUGAUGGCUGCUGUCUGCUCUUUGGUUCAGCCCUCAGGGAAAUUGCGAUGGCAUGGGGUUGUGUGGUGUAUGGUGUUGACGUGCAUUUGGCGUGAGCGUUGCAGAGUUGUACAUGGUGGUGCUCUGCCAGACCCAGAAAAGGUUGCUACCCAGCUGCAAGCGGAUCUACGAUACCUGGUGGCUGGGAAUGCCAUGCUGCAGGGGGAUCUUGAGAGUUUGGGAUAUCUUUGAUUUUUCUUUGCUUGUUGCUUGUUUUUGAGUAGCUGAGUGAGCAGUUACAGGUUGAGUAGGAGUGAGCAGGAUUUUUGACAUUACUCAAAGCGUUACUGCUUUGCCUCGUUGUAUUGGUUUUUCUUUUCAUAUUAAUAAAGAGGGGAACUGAUUCAACGGAAAAAAAAAUUGGCCAAAAAUUGCGAUUGAUAGAAUUCAAAAUCGGUGAAAAUAGCAUUCCCAAAAAUCGGCCAAAAUUUUGAUGGAUAACCUUCAAAAGAAAUUGUCAUUUCUGAAAAAAAUCGCAUGAAAUAUGUGAUGGAUAACCUUCAAAAUUGAAAAAGUCUUUUAAAAUCAACGAAAAGUGGUCCCAGAAGAAAUAUGCCCAAAUCAGUGCUUACUGGACUUAAUGAUCGGUGAAGAAUAGCCCCAAGACGAAUCCGUGAUCUAUAGCCUUCAAAAUCCAAGGAAAUGUCCUUUCGAAAAAAAUCGCGCAAAAAAGUUACAAAAAUGACAUCCAAAAAUAAAUCCGACCAAAUCGAUGCUUAAUGGACUUAACCAUCGGUGGAGAAUAGGAUCAACAAACUUCAUCAUCGAUGGAGAAUAGUCUCGGGCCGAAUUAGUGAUUUGUAGCCUUCAAAAUUGAAAGAAAAUUACAUUUUCUAAAAAUCACCAGAAAUCUGUAAUGGGUAACCUUCGAAAUCCGCCAAAAAUGGACCCGGAAGAAAUCCGCCCAAAUUGAUGCUUAAUGAACUCAAUCAUCAGUGAAGAAUAGCCUCAGGCCGAAACCCUAAUAUUUAGCCUUCAAAAUCAAAUGAAAGGGUAUUUCAAAGAAAAAUCGCCAAAAAGUUACGAAAAUGUCAUCAAAAAAUCGGUGUCUAAUGAACUUAAUCAUCGGUGGAGAAUAGGAACAAUAAACUUCAUCAUCUGUGGAGAAUAGCCUCGGAUCGAAUCCGUUAUUUGUAGCCUUCAAAAUCGAAAGAAAAUGGCAUUUCGAAAAAAUCACCCGAAAUUUGUGAUGGUAUUGGUACCCCUUUGCAAUCCGCCAAAAAUGGAUCUGAAACAAUUCUAUCCAAAUUGGUGCUUAAUGGACUGAAUAAUCGGUGAAGAAUAGCAUCAUGCAAAAAUUUGUGAUCUAUAGUCUUCAAAAUCUAACGAAAUGGCCUUUCGAUAAAAAUCGACCAAAAAGUUACGAAAAUGUCAUCGGAAAUAAAUCCAUCCAAAUUGGUGCUUGAUGGACUUAAUCAUCGGUGGAGAAUAGGAUCAGUAGACUUCAGUAUCGGUGGAGAAUAGUCUCGGGCCUAAACCAUGAUCUUUACUAUUCAAAAUCAAAAGAAAAUGACAUUUCAAAAAAAUCGCCUGAAAUCUAUGAUGGUACCCCCUUUGGAAUCUGCAAAAAAUAGACCCAGAAGUAUUCAGCCCAAAACGAUGCUUAAUGAACAUAAUCAACGGUGAAAAAUAGACUGAGGUCAAAUAUGUGAUCUAAAGCCUUCAAAAUCAAAGGAAAAUGGUCUUUCAAAAAAAAUUUGCCAAAAAAUUAAGAAAAUAUCAUUAGAAAAUAAAUCCGCCCAAAUCGAUGCUUAAUAGACUUAAUCAUUGAUGGAUAAUAGGAUAAAUAAACUUCAUCAUCGGUGGAGAAUAUCACCUGCCAAAUUUGUGAUCCGUAGCUUUAAAAAUAGAAUGAAGAUUGGCAUUUCGGAAAAAUCCCCUGAAAUUUGUGAUGGUACCCCUUUGGAAUCGCCAAAAAUGGACCCAUAAGAAAUCCGUCCAAAUCGAUGCUUAAUGGACUUAAUCAUCCGUGAAGAAUAGUAUCGGGCCGAAUUUGAGAUAUGUAGUUUUCAAAAUCUAAAGAAAUGUUCUUUCGAAUAAAAAUUGACCAAAAAGUUAUGAAAACGCCAUCCGAAAAUAAAUCAGCUCAAAUUUGUGCUUGAUGGACUUAAUCAUCGGUGGAGAAUAGGUUCAAUAAACUUCAUCAUUGGUG
Linum trigynum is the source of this 3399-nucleotide messenger RNA. Lineage: Eukaryota; Viridiplantae; Streptophyta; Magnoliopsida; Malpighiales; Linaceae. The record is from the annotation of a GenBank genome assembly.